Molecule: messenger RNA, 1827 nt
Organism: Spinacia oleracea (spinach)
Lineage: Eukaryota; Viridiplantae; Streptophyta; Magnoliopsida; Caryophyllales; Amaranthaceae
Product: protein FAR1-RELATED SEQUENCE 5-like
Exons: 5
Coding region: 1-1731 (576 amino acids)
Source: RefSeq, a predicted model, not a curated record
AUGACAGAACCUAAAAAAGAAGCUAUUGAGGCAAUGUCAGAAUGUGGUCUAAGACCAAUGGAGUCUUAUAGGUAUAUGUCAACAGAAACUGGCGGAGACGACUGUGUAGGUCAUACGAUGAUUGAUCAUCUAAACUACUGCUACAAGUUAAAAAUGAAGCAAAUUGAUGGCAAGGAUUCACAAACACUAGUGAACAAACUGUAUGACAUACAAUCAAUAGAUCCCGAGUUCUUUUUCAGAGUAAGACUCAAUGCUGAAGGAAAAGUUGAGUGCCUAUUUUGGAGGGAUUCUAUGAUGAGAGAAGAUUACAAAAUAUAUGGAGAUGUUCUAGUUUUUGAUACUACAUUCAGAACCAAUAAGUACAAUCUCAUAUGUGCUCCAUUUGUUGGUAUCAAUAACCAUUGCAAAAACACAAUGUUUGCUUGUGCUUUCAUUGGGGAUGAAACCACAGAAUCUUUCGUUUGGGUGUUUGAAACUUUUCUGAAGGCUAUGGGAGGAAAGCACCCUAUAUCAAUUUUCACUGAUCAAGAUGCAGCUAUUGCUGCUGGAAUAGAACAGGUUUUUCCUUCUUCAAGACACAGGUUAUGCUUGUGGCACUUGAGUAAAAAUGCAAACAGUAGGUUUGGUUUAUUGAAGUCUGAUAAAAACUUCAAAAACGCAUUCUACAAGUGUUUAAGUGGGUGUAUAACACCAAAUGAUUUUGAAGAAACUUGGAAAUCUAUGAUCAACACUUUUAAGCUGGAAAAAUAUGACUGGUUCAACAGAUUGUAUGGUCUUAAAGAAAAAUGGUGUACAGCUUUAAGUAAAGAUUUUUUUUCUGCCGGUAUACUUUCUUCACAAAGAAGUGAAAGUACAAACCAUGCUGUUGGUUUUAAAGCAAAUAAAAGUACAACAUUAACAGAGUUCUAUAGUAUUUUUCAAGCUACAAUAAAUCGAUGGAGAAAAACCGAAGAAAAAGACGACUUUGACUGUACAAGGGGAAUACCAACUUCAGAGCUAAGUAUGAGUGCUAUAUUAAAACAGGCAGCAAAUGUAUACACGAUAACACUUUUCCGUGAUUUUGAAGAAGAGUUCAAGCUUUCUGUGGCAAGUAGUACAAUGUUCAAGGGAAGUGUAGGAAGAACAGUGUUUUUUGAAGUGUGGAUAGAAGGAAUAACAGGAUCAAGCCAAGAAGUUCAAUACAAAAUGGAAGAUUCAACCGUCACUUGCACAUGCAAAAACUUUGAAGAAUCUGGAUGGUUAUAUGCAAAGAAACAGAUAUGGGAAAGGGUUGAUACAAUAAAAAGGGAGAAAGGUGAAAUCAACAAUUUUACUGGUUGGAGAUUACAUAUGAUCAGAAGAUACUAUAACUUAAUUUUGAAAGGGCAUAAGAUAGCAAAGGCCAGAAAAUUUAUCGAGGAGAAGUUUAAAAUGGAUAAUAAAGCAGUUGAUGAAAUCAUAAAAAAGGAAGAAGAAAGGAAGGCAAAAGAAGAAGCUGCAAAGAUAGCAGAACAAGAAAAGGCAAAAGCUGAAGCACAACGAGAAACACAAGACGGGGAAUCAACUAAUUCUGAAAUAACAAUUGUGCUUGAUCCUGAUCGUGCUAAUACUAAAGGAAAGAGUAAGAAGAGAAUAAAGGGUCAAUAUGACAAUUACAAGCAGCCAUCAAAGAAAGGAAAAAAGAAACACAAAGAAUUUGGAUCCAAGACACCCAAUAUUCAAUUAUUUACACCUAAAGAACAACUAUUUUAGUGAUGUUCUUGUUUUAUUAUCAUAUACAGUUACUUCAACAUUUUUAAACAAAUUUAUUGAGUGUUUAUACUAUAGUUCUCCUUUACAAUACAUAGU